Molecule: messenger RNA, 1569 nt
Organism: Colletotrichum truncatum
Lineage: Eukaryota; Fungi; Ascomycota; Sordariomycetes; Glomerellales; Glomerellaceae
Product: cytochrome p450
Molecular function (GO): iron ion binding; heme binding; oxidoreductase activity, acting on paired donors, with incorporation or reduction of molecular oxygen
Source: RefSeq, a predicted model, not a curated record
AUGGAUACCGCAAUUGGCCAAGAGGCCAUCACCAUGGUUAUGGCCAACAGCACAACAGCUUUUUCAAAGGAAUGGAAUGAAGGGUAUUCGUACUACAUCGCAGUGUCAGUUUUAAUUGCCACCAUAUCAAUUCUGUCUUUCUUCAAAAGUUCGUCCAAGUCAACCCCCUUACCAUGGGUAAACCGACCUGGCUAUUUAGAUCUUUUUCACAUGAAGGCAAAGUACAGAUUCCUCAUGGGUGCAAGAGAUAUGGUGCUACAAGGCUUUGAAAAAUUCCGCGACAGUCCAGGAUUCCGAAUGGUUGCAGACGGUGGCGAGAUCGUCAUGUUGGCACCUAAAUAUGCAGCUGAAUUGAAAAACGACCACCGAGUUGAUUUUGUAAAGUUAUUCCUGCAGGAUUUCCACGAAGGCAUCCCUGGAUUUGACUUUACACAACAAGGUGCCCGAGACGCCAAAAUCUUGCGAGAGGUUACAAAGAGCCAAUUAACACACCAUUUAAGCAAAAUUACAGAUUCACUUUCAUCAGAAUGUGUAGCGUCUAUGCAGCAAAUAUUUACAGACGAUGAGGAAUUUCAUGAGGUUGAACUAAGAUCUUCGCUCUUGAACAUGAUUUCUCGGAUAUCGUCAAAAGCGUUCCUUGGGGGGGACCCGUUAUAUCAAAACGAGGAAUGGCUCAAGAUAACUACCACAUAUGCUGGCACGGUGAACCGCGCAGCAGUGAUGCUUCGACUCUGGCCACGUUACAUGCGCCCUCUGGUACAUUGGAUUCUACCAUCUUGCCGCGAAGCACGAACACAGGUUCGCCUAGCCCGCCGACUAUUUGAGCCGAUGCUUGAGCGUAGGAGACGUGCAAAGGCAGAAGAUCCAAAUGUUCAGUUCGACGACACCGUUGAGUGGGCCGAAAAAGCCGCCAAAGGAAUGCCUUAUGAUGCCUCCGCUGUUCAGCUACUUUUCUCGAUGGCUGCAAUGCACACAACAACAGACCUUCUGACUCAAAUCAUACUUGAUCUUGCAGCUCACCCGGAGAUUCUGAGUCCACUUCGCAAGGAGAUAGAGACAGUCUUGGAUGAAGAGGGUGGCUGGACCAAGAUGGCCUUACACAAGAUGAAGUUACUUGACAGCGUUUUGAAAGAAUGCCAGCGGAUGAAGCCGGCAGCAAUUAGCGGCCUUCGCGGGAUUCUUAACGCAGACGUAACAAUGUCGGACGGACUUCAUCUGACCAAAGGCACAUCUAUAGCAGUUUCGUCGCAUCUUCAUUGGGACGAAAAUGUCUAUAAGAACCCAAGUAAGUGGGAUGGAUGGCGCUUUUACAACCUUCGCCAAGAACCAGGUAUGGAACACCGAUCACAACUUGUGUCAUCAACUUCGCCCGAACAUAUGGGUUUCGGUAUUGGAACACACGCGUGCCCGGGCCGGUUCUUCGGAGCUCACGAAGUCAAAGUUGCGCUGUGCCACUUUCUCUUGAAAUAUGACUGGAAGCUGGCCGAGGGAUCCGUACCUCAAACGCGAACUUUCAUGUGGUCGCUUGUUGCUGAUCCUAAGGCAAGGAUUAUGAUCAAGAGACGAUAA